Messenger RNA from Ctenocephalides felis (cat flea), 475 nucleotides. RefSeq names its product lisH domain-containing protein FOPNL. Gene Ontology annotation, cellular component: microtubule organizing center. The transcript is spliced from 3 exons. The record is from RefSeq and is a predicted model, not a curated record. Gene Ontology annotation, molecular function: protein binding. Bases 65 to 475 code for a protein of 136 amino acids. Gene Ontology annotation, biological process: microtubule anchoring. NCBI's taxonomy places the organism in Eukaryota, Metazoa, Arthropoda, Insecta, Siphonaptera, Pulicidae.
AAAACACUUCAUUUUUCAUAACUAAUAAAUUUGCGAAUUAGUGUAUUAAUAUAUCCACUGAAAAAUGGCCACUGAAGAACAACUUUUAGAAGCAAUUAAGCAAUCAUUAGAAAACGAAGGCCAUAUGCCAAAAUUGCGUGCAGAAAUUCGAUCAAAAAUUAUAAUGAUGUUAAGCGCAGAACCAAAUACCCAAAAUACUCCUUCUAUGUCUGAUGAAGUUCUUUUGAUAAAUGAAUUAAUUCGUGAAUAUUUCAAUUGGAUGGGGUACGAGUAUACCACAAUGACUCUAACAGCAGAAGCAAAAAUGAAUGAUACUCCACCCAGUCACAGUUCUCUUAUAAAAUGGCUUGGAAUAGAUUACGAUACGAAGAAGAAAUCAAAUAAUAAUGAUAUACCAGAAGCUGUUUUAAAAGAUUUACCAUUGCUUUUUGUUUUACUUAUAACUGCCUUGAAAAAUAAUAAACUUGGAAAAUAA